Molecule: messenger RNA, 4246 nt
Organism: Cricetulus griseus (Chinese hamster)
Lineage: Eukaryota; Metazoa; Chordata; Mammalia; Rodentia; Cricetidae
Source: RefSeq, a predicted model, not a curated record
AUGGGUGCUGAGGAGGAGGUGCAGGUCACAUUAGCAGGGGGAGCACCCUGGGGCUUCCGGCUUCAGGGGGGGGCUGAACAGAAGAAACCUUUACAGGUAUCCAAGAUCCGAAGACGAAGCCAGGCUGGAAGAGCCGGACUCCGAGAGAGGGACCAGCUCUUGGCGAUCAAUGGAGUUUCCUGCACCAACUUCUCCCAUGCCAGUGCCAUGACCCUCAUCGAUGCUUCAGGGCAUCAGCUUGUCCUUACUGUGAGGAGGGUAUCAGAUGAAGGGUCUGUGAGAUCUCCGUCUCCAGGGGGGCUUCGGGUGCUGUCACCCCUAUCUCCACUGAGUCCUGAGCCCCCGGGUGCUCCUGCUCCCCAGGCUUUUCAACCUGGGAGCCUUCGCUCACCUCCUGACAGUGAAGCUUACUAUGGAGAGACAGACAGCGAUGUUGACGGCCCUGCCACACAGGAGAAGCCCCGCCGAACCCGCCGCCGAGGUCCCACAAGGCCCUCCCUUCCAGGAGCCCCACCUGAUGAGGUGUACCUGUCUGACAGCCCUGCAGAACCAGCACCUGCUAAAACUGGCUCUCCCAGCCAGGGUGACAGCCGUGUGAGCUCCCCAUCUUGGGAGGAAGGCACAGCCCUUCAGCCGCCACCAGCGGAAGCACUUCUGUUACCCCAUGGUCCACUGCGGCCUGGUCCUCAUCUCAUCCCUAUGGUGGGUCCUGUCCCCCACCCAGUGGGAGAAGAUCUUACUACCACCUACACCCAGAAGGCCAAGCAAGCCAAACUGCAACGUGCAGAAAGCCUACAAGAGAAGAGCGUGAAGGAGGCCAAGACCAAAUGCCGGACCAUUGCAUCCCUGCUAACAGCAGCCCCCAACCCUCACUCCAAGGGGGUGCUUAUGUUUAAGAAACGGCGGCAGAGAGCCAAGAAGUACACCCUAGUGAGUUUCGGGGCUGCAGCUGGGACAGGAACAGAAGAGGAGGACGGCAUCCCCCCAACGAGUGAGUCGGAGUUGGACGAAGAGGCCUUCUCGGACGCCCGCAGCCUUACCAAUCAAUCCGACUGGGACAGCCCUUAUCUGGACAUGGAGCUGGCCAGGGCUGCUUCAGGAACAACAGAGAGUCAGAGCUCCGGGCUGGGAGGGAAGUUGAGCGAGGUCUCUGGGCGAGGGGUUCAGCUCUUUGAACAACAGCGCCAGCGGGCCGCCUCCAGUACCCAGGAGCUGACUCAGGUGGGCCCAGCAGCCAUGCUAAAUGGGCAGGGUCUGCAGUCACCACCUCGCGCUCAGAGUGCUCCCCCAGAGGCAGCUGUGCUCCCACUCGGGCCUUUGCCGGCCCCUACAGCCAACCCUAGCCCCUUCUUCCCGGAUGGUGGAGCCCCCAGCCCAGCGCCAAGUAUCUUUAACAGGUCAGCGAGGCCUUUUACCCCAGGUUUACAAGGACAAAGGUCAGGUACCACCUCAGUGAUUUUCCGGCCCUUAGCCCCUAAGAAGGUGAAUGAAGGACUGCGAGCCACCAGCCCUGCCCCGUCCCCCUUCGUGACCCCUCUUCAGGGGCCCACCUCUCUGCCCAGCUUCACCACAGUGGUGCCCGGCCACACGUCGGUCCCCGGGGCUCCCAUCACCCCACGCUCCUCCGGUCCUGUAACCGCUACCAGCUCCCUGUACAUCCCAGCCCCGAGCCGGCCCGUCACGCCAGGAGGCGCCCCAGAGCCUCCCACUCCUCCAAGCGCGGCUGCCAUGACCUCCACCGCUUCCAUUUUCUUGUCCGCGCCCCUGAGAAGCUCUGUGCGCCCGGAGGCGCCGGGUCCCGUGGUCCCCGAGUCUGUCAGCGCUCGGGAGCAGCGCAUCUCUGUGCCAGCUGCCCGCACUGGCAUCCUGCAGGAGGCCCGACGCCGGGGCACCCGGAAGCAGAUGUUCCGGCCGGGAAAGGAAGAGACGAAGAACUCGCCCAACCCGGAGCUGCUAUCGCUGGUGCAGAACCUGGAUGAAAAACCUCGAGCGGGUGGUGCGGAAUCUGGUCCAGAGGAGGACGCUUUAAGCCUCGGAGCCGAAGCCUGUAACUUUAUGCAGCCACUAGGGGGCAGGAGUUACAAGACCUUGUCUCAAGUGGCACCGAAAACCCCGCCUCCAAUGGCUCCCAAAACCCCACCCCCCCCCAACCCNNNNCCCCCCCCCCCUGUGCCUCCUCCCCCCGCCUCUCGAGGGCUCCUUGAUGGGCUAGUGAAUGGGUCGACCCCUCUGGCUGGAAUCCCUGAGCUCCCAAGGCUGCAGGGGAGGGGUGGGGAGCUUUUUGCCAAGAGGCAAAGCCGUGCGGAUAGGUACGUGGUGGAAGCUACACCUGGCGCUAGCCUUAACCAUGGCUUUCGUCCUAGAAGUCCUUCUCCCACACCCUCACUGCCCCCAUCGUGGAAAUACUCACCCAACAUCCGUGCCCCGCCCCCUAUUGCUUACAACCCACUCCUCUCACCCUUUUUCCCCCAAGCUGCCCGAACUCUCCCCAAUAAGGCCCAAUCCCAGGGUCCUCGGGCGACCCCCAAGCAGGGCAUCAAGGCUCUGGAUUUCAUGCGACAUCAGCCGUACCAACUUAAAACUGCCAUGUUCUGUUUUGACGAGGUUCCUUCAACUCCUGGCCCCACUUCAGGUCCUCCCAAAACUGCCCGAGUCCAGGAGAUCCGCAGAUUCUCCACUCCGGCACCCCAGCCCACUGCAGAACCCUUGGCUCCCACUGUGCUUGCCCCCAGAGCGGCUACCACAUUGGACGAACCAAUUUGGAGGGCAGAGCUGGCCUCACCCCCUGUCCCUAACCCAGACUAUCCUCAAGAGUCUCCCAGGAGCUUUGCCGCCACCCCCAGCUCCUGCGGUUUCCAGGUAGCCAGGCCCCGGUUCUCAGCCACCAGAACAGGGUUGCAGGCUCAUGUGUGGAGGCCUGGGGCAGGGCACCAGUGAACAGGGAAUAGGUCCCAGGACCAAGUAAUGGAACUUAAGAGUCCCAGAAGUUUCUUCGGCUUUAUCCUACCGGCUUUUUCUCCCCGUGUCGCCUCUUGCCGGAGAUAGCGUUCUCCUUCAGUUUCCCCAACUCCCUACUGCUGCUUUUUAACCUAUUAUCUCUGUUUUGAUAUCUUCUCUGUAUUUCUCUGCCGGGAUCUCUGGUUUCUCCACCCUGAGGUCUCAGGUCUUUUUCUUUUUCUUUUCACUUUCAUUUGCAUUUCUCUCUGUGGGCAGCACUUUAGCGUUAGGCAAAAAGCUCACCACCAGGCAAGCAACCCAGGUACUGAACCCCUCCACACUCCUCACUCGGUGUGUGUCUAUGUGUGUGUGUGUGUGUGUGUGUGUGUUUGCGUGUGUGCGUGCAGAUGUGCUUUCACAAAUGUGUGUGGUUAGGAUCUGCUCUGGAAAGGCAUCAAAUAACCAUACAUGUGCGCUUCUCUGGAGACAAAGUAAGAGGGGAGUUCUUUUCCUUCUACUGGAAGGGUCAGAUAGCUCCACAGGGAGUCCUUCAGGGAACAAGAGUUUAACUGAGGAAAAGCCCCUAGAAGAGGACUGUCUGUAGCAGAGACACAGCAUUGUGAUACUAAUGAGUCUGACAGUUUUCAUGGGUGUGAGUUAGACAAGCUAGACCUGGAAUAAGACUAGGAAUUCUAUUUCUUUGAAUUUCAAGGAGUUAGCAACCAGGGUCCUGUGCUGAGCAAGUCAGUAUCCAGAAAGUAAAAAAAGAAAAUUUCUUCUGAACUGCUGAAGACAAAAAGGAUGGUGAAUAGAGACAGAGUGGAUGGGGAGAGUGAGGCAAAAACCAGGAGCAGGGCUGACGUGAGUGAACGUGACCAAAAAAAGGGAGAGAGUAAAGUUGGGCAAAGAGAAACACCUAUGUGUGAGGGAGCAUUGAGGGGCAGUCUGAGCCCAGGAGAAUGCAUGCAUUUGUCAGAGCAAAGGUGAGGACGUGUGCUGAAUGUUGGAGUUUGGUGGCUGUCAAUCUGGCCUUCCCCGGCUGCAACUAACCCUGACUACCUGGGAAAGGCAGGGAGACACCGGGCCCAACCCUCUUGUUUGUCCCACCCUACCCAAGGAAGCCCAGCUUUUCUUCCUGUUUAGCUUCAGGUCCUAAUUUCUGUUCCCAGAAGAGUAAGGACUCUGCUUCCAUGAAGACCACCGCCAGCCAUACUUGCUGUUUGACCUGGAAAUUGAUCUUUUCCUUUGCAAUGUUGGGUGCCACAAUUCUUUGGUUUGUGCACAAGAAUAAAAGCAUGCCCACACCUUC